GAGGGCGGUAGAAAGGGGGCCACCCACUGCCUGGAGCCCCCGCCCUGCGGGUGUCUCGCACGCAUUCCGUGUGUGUGAGUGUGUGGGUCUGUCUCGCGCCUAAAGUGCGUGCCCGCGCGCUCCCCCGCGCGCCCCCCCUCCCCUCGCCCCCUUCGGUCCUCCCACCCCAAUCGGCUCCCGCCUCUCCCAGCCGACGCCGCCCCUCCCGCGCUCUGGCGCCGCCGCUGCCGUCGCCGCUGGAAAGUUCAGGAGCCCUGGAAAGGAGAAAGAAUAAAACAACAGGAGGAAGAGAGAGAGAGGGUAGAAUGGAAGAAUCUCACUUCAAUUCUAACCCAUACUUCUGGCCUUCUAUCCCCACAGUCUCAGGACAGAUUGAGAACACGAUGUUCAUCAACAAGAUGAAGGAUCAGCUGUUGCCAGAGAAGGGCUGUGGGCUGGCUCCACCCCACUACCCCACCUUGUUGACAGUGCCUGCCUCAGUGUCCCUGCCCUCAGGCAUCAGUAUGGACACAGAGUCAAAGUCAGACCAGCUGACCCCACAUAGCCAGGCAUCCGUUACCCAGAAUAUCACGGUGGUCCCUGUGCCGUCUACAGGAUUAAUGACUGCUGGUCCUGGUUUGGUAAUCACGUCCCCCUCAGGCUCCCUUGUGACCACAGCCUCAUCAGCUCAGACCUUCCCCAUUUCGGCUCCCAUGAUUGUCUCAGCUCUUCCCCCUGGCUCACAAGCCCUGCAGGUGGUCCCUGACCUCUCCAAGAAGGUAUCAUCAACCCUAACAGAGGAAGGAGGCGGCGGUGGAGGUGGAGGUGGCAGUGUGGCUCCAAAGCCCCACCGGGGCCGAAAGAAGAAGCGGAUGUUGGAAUCAGGGUUGCCCGAGAUGAACGACCCUUAUGUCCUCUCCCCUGAGGAUGAUGAUGACCAUCAGAAAGACGGCAAGACCUAUAGGAGCGAAGGGAACUGCGGCACAGGAAAUGGACAGAGCCUUGGGCUCAUGGAUUCAGUUCCCGGCUCCACCACGAACUUGCUGUGUGACCCUGGGUGCCGGAUGUGCUCACUGACAUUCUACUCAAAGUCGGAGAUGCAGAUCCACUCCAAGUCACACACCGAGACCAAGCCCCACAAGUGCCCACAUUGUUCCAAGACCUUCGCCAACAGCUCCUACCUGGCCCAGCACAUCCGUAUCCACUCAGGGGCUAAACCCUACAGUUGUAACUUCUGUGAGAAAUCCUUCCGCCAGCUAUCUCACCUCCAGCAGCACACCCGGAUCCACUCUAAGAUGCACACGGAGACCAUCAAGCCCCACAAGUGCCCGCACUGCUCCAAGAGCUUCGCCAACACCUCCUACCUGGCUCAGCACCUCCGUAUCCACUCGGGGGCCAAGCCCUACAACUGUUCCUACUGCCAGAAGGCCUUCCGCCAGCUCUCCCACCUCCAGCAGCACACACGAAUCCACACCGGUGACAGACCAUACAAAUGUGUACACCCAGGCUGUGAGAAAGCCUUCACACAGCUCUCCAAUCUGCAGUCCCACAGACGGCAGCACAACAAAGAUAAACCCUUCAAGUGCCACAACUGUCAUCGGGCGUACACAGACGCAGCCUCACUAGAGGUGCACCUAUCUACGCAUACAGUGAAGCAUGCCAAGGUGUACACCUGUACUAUCUGUAGUCGGGCAUAUACGUCGGAAACGUACCUUAUGAAACAUAUGCGCAAACACAACCCUCCUGAUCUCCAGCAACAAGUGCAGGCAGCGGCAGCAGCGGCAGCAGUGGCCCAGGCCCAGGCCCAGGCCCAGGCCCAAGCUCAGGCUCAAGCUCAGGCUCAAGCCCAAGCCCAAGCCCAAGCCCAGGCUCAAGCCCAAGCCCAAGCCCAGGCUUCCCAGGCAUCGCAACAGCAGCAGCAGCAGCAACCACAGCCACCACACUUCCAGUCCCCUGGGGCAGCCCCCCAGGGUGGGGGUGGUGGGGACAGCAACCCCAACCCUCCACCCCAGUGUUCUUUUGACCUGACCCCCUAUAAGACGGCGGAGCAUCAUAAGGACAUCUGCCUCACUGUCACCACCAGCACCAUCCAGGUGGAGCACCUGGCCAGCUCAUAGAGACCUGUGCUGCCACCCCACUGGGAAAAGGGAGAAGAAGUUCUGGUCUCCUCUAACUUCUCUUGGUGGGAAACGUCUUCUUCCUUGACAGGCCUUGGCUCCCUCUCCUUGGGCCUCAGGCACAGCCUUCCUUCACAGGAUACCAUCCUUAUUUUCAACUCCUCUUCAAAGGGAUUAUCAGCCCUCCUGAUUGGCAAAGGAACACUGAGCUGGUAGUGUAAUCCAGCAGCCUCCCUCCUAAGCAUAGCUUUUAAAAAUUGGGAGUUGGUGCUCAAGGGGGGGAUUUGCUAUAACCUCAUAGAAACGUUUCCAUUAUGGGCACUCACUCUCCCCUUACCCUCAUAAUCGUCAAAGUUGAGGCGGAUAGAAGACUAGAGGCUGGCCCUCCCGGAUACCAGAGAGAAGAAAGCCCUAAAUGCAACCAGCCUCCUGAUCCAAUCUUGCCUGUGUAAGAACAGAAGUUUCUCAUGUGCCCUGACCACUGGGAGCCAUUUCCCCCUCAUGGUUUCACUUCAGUUCCUACCGAAUGCUGGAGGAAGGAGAUGUGGGUGGGGGUCAGACUCCCUUUAUUUGUAAAGGGGCAUGAGCUGAGAUGUGGUCCCCAAGGGGCCGGUGAUCCCAAAUGGUCGAGCGUGGCUUAGAAAUGUGGGAUAUGGUUUUCUUUGGAGCUUCUCCCCUUCUCUGCCAACCAAGGCCCUAUACUCAGCCUCCCCAUCCCAAAACUUAAGGAGCUGUGGGAGCUUUGUGAAAUCCCAAACAAAGGAGUGUUGCACAGAAGGGAAAGUUCAGGGCAAACACAAGGACUGGACUUAGCUUCCUAGGUGCCACGGUCAGUUGCUGGACACGGAUUUAUAUAUAAAUAUAUAUAUAUAAGUAUAUAUAUACCCACUCAUCACGGCCAUUUUUGUUGUAACCAUUUCUGUGUUUAUAAAUGCAUUAUCGCUGAGAA
This is a messenger RNA of Eptesicus fuscus (big brown bat), 3045 nucleotides long. It is a transcript of the gene ZNF384, whose product is annotated as zinc finger protein 384. Bases 306 to 2096 code for a protein of 596 amino acids. The record is from RefSeq and is a predicted model, not a curated record. Gene Ontology annotation, molecular function: DNA-binding transcription factor activity, RNA polymerase II-specific; RNA polymerase II cis-regulatory region sequence-specific DNA binding. Gene Ontology annotation, cellular component: transcription regulator complex; nucleus; PcG protein complex. Lineage: Eukaryota; Metazoa; Chordata; Mammalia; Chiroptera; Vespertilionidae. Gene Ontology annotation, biological process: regulation of transcription by RNA polymerase II. The transcript has 11 exons.